This is a messenger RNA of Venustampulla echinocandica, 1266 nucleotides long. RefSeq lists its product as uncharacterized. The coding region runs from base 1 to 1266 and encodes 421 amino acids. The transcript has 2 exons. Lineage: Eukaryota; Fungi; Ascomycota; Leotiomycetes; Helotiales; Pleuroascaceae. The record is from RefSeq and is a predicted model, not a curated record.
AUGUCGUUUUCAACAGUUACCUUCGCCGCAAGCGCUCUUGCUCUAUUCUCAUCCGUCUCUGCCCACGGAACAGUCUCCGGAAUCGUCGUUGGCGGCCAAUUCAACACCGGCUACAGCCCCUCCUUCCAAUUCGCCAACCCACCUCCAGUUGUUGCCGGCUGGUCGAUCCCUGAAGACCUAGACAAUGGCUUUGUUGAGCCUUCCCAGUUCCAGAACCCAAACAUCAUUUGCCACAAAGGCGCCACGAAUGCUGGAACCUCCAUCAAGGUCACCGCCGGAAGCACUGUCGAGCUCCAGUGGACCCCUUGGCCCGAAUCUCACAAAGGUCCGGUGAUUGACUAUCUUGCCUCUUGCAACGGCGAGUGCGAAACCGUUGACAAGACCGCCCUCAAAUUCUUCAAGAUUGGCGAGGAAGGUCUCCUCGACAACAGCAAUGUUCCGGGCAACUGGGCCUCCGACAAGCUCAUUGCAAAUAAUAACACUUGGGUUGCCACAAUCCCCGCCGAUAUCGCACCAGGCAACUACGUCCUCCGCCACGAAAUCAUUGCCUUGCACUCCGCUUAUGACUCCAACGGAGCACAGAACUACCCACAAUGUAUCAACCUUAUCGUCAGCGGUAGUGGAACCGCGAAGCCCGCUGGAGUUGCCGGAACCGAGCUCUAUAAGAUCUCGGACGCUGGUAUCCUCAUUGACAUCUACAAGACGCUGGCAUCUUACGUUAUUCCUGGCCCGGCACUCUACAGUGGCGGCGCUGCUCCAGCUCCUGUCGCCAGUUCAUCUGCCGCUGGCGCCGUCUCGACUGCUGCUCCGGUCGUAAGCACAACUGCAGCCGGUGUCUUCCCAACAGCCCCUAGCCUCCCGACCGCUCCUUUCAGCAACACCUCCUUCACCUCUGCCGUCCAAACCGCAGCACCAACCGUCGUGGUUCCAGAGCCGAGCUCCGUUCCAACUUCCGUAGUCGAUGUCCCAAAUCCAUCUGGUGGAAAUGCCGGUGUGCCUACCCCUACGGCCGGACAGCCAGACAACUCACCUACUUGCAACGCCGCCGCAACCGUUACCGUAACUGCCGCAGGAGGUGCCGCAACCGUCGUAUCGACUGUUACAGUUACCGCCGCCGCCGCCACAGUGACCGUAACAGCUGGCGCGAAGCCUCUCCCAAAGGGCGCCACCUUGGAUGAUGUCCUUGCCUGGCUCGGAAAGGGCAUCAAAAAUGUCGCUGGAAAUGCCAAUAAUGGCAGACGACAUGCCAGGGCUAUUAUUGCCUAA